This is a messenger RNA of Aedes aegypti (yellow fever mosquito), 590 nucleotides long. Its product is annotated as TCF3 fusion partner homolog. Gene Ontology annotation, molecular function: DNA binding. Gene Ontology annotation, cellular component: Ino80 complex. The transcript has 2 exons. Lineage: Eukaryota; Metazoa; Arthropoda; Insecta; Diptera; Culicidae. Gene Ontology annotation, biological process: positive regulation of apoptotic process; apoptotic signaling pathway; apoptotic process. The record is from RefSeq and is a predicted model, not a curated record. Bases 144 to 455 code for a protein of 103 amino acids.
CGCUUUGUGCAGUGUCAAACUCAGCUGAUAGCGGGAGUCGUAUCACAGCUGAUAAACAAACAUUCUGCGACCUGUGCUAGUUAUGUUUUGUGUGCAUUUAGAUAAUUGCUAGUUUCUUUCCAAAAACCAAUAGAAUUCCAAGCAUGACGAGUGGGAAACCUUCCAAACCGAACGUUAGUCAUCCGCACAGUGAAAACGGUCACCAGCUGUUCAACGAGACGGAGAAAAACGAACAGUACCGCCGGGGCGUCAAAAUGCUGCAGGAGCGGUGCAAGGCUAUCCAGAAGAACAACGAGCGGAUUGUGCAUCGAUUACACCUUGUCAAAAAGCUAACUAAGAAACGGAACCGGGAGGUGGACAUGCUCAAGAAUCGACUCGACAGAUACAACGAUGGCUGGAGAACAGCUCCCCAACCGGUGGCGGUCAAGCUGGAAGAAAGCAAGGCUUCGGAGUAAGUCUUUUGCGGGAAGGUAUAUUAAAUAUAAUCGUCUUAAGAAGCUAGGCAAUAAGUGAGUUAACAGAAAUAGACAUAUUCAGGAGUUGAUUGAUUUUUUUUUUGUAAUUUUAUUAAAUAUUAAUGCACUUCUUAU